AUGCCUGGCGGGCCAACCUGCAAAGCUGCUCGAGAAAGCUCGAGGGUGACUGCUAAUGGAGCCAGAGGUUUACUGGGAGUAUGGCACGCCAGAGAAUACGAACUAGUAGGCAGAAGCAAGGGGUUAUUGAUCUACGAAAUUGCCGAUACAUCUGACGUAAUUAACAAUAAUGCAAUAAUGUCAGUUACAGAGAUAGAAUCAGAAGCACAGUUCACGGAAUUGACUAGUAAGGAUCCGGCCAAACUAAUUGCAUUGUACUUCCAUACACCAUGGGCUGGUCCUUGUCAAACCAUGAACUCAAUUUUCAAAACUUUGGCCCAAGCCAAUCCAACAACUUUAUUCUUAUCAAUCAAUGCCGAUGAUUUAUCAGAAAUCAGUGAAUUGUUUGAAGUCAGUGCCGUUCCUUAUUUUAUUUUGAUUCGUAACUCAACCAUAUUAAAAGAAUUAUCUGGUGCUGAUCCAAAAGAGUUCAUAGCUGCUUUGAAUCAAUUUUCCGAUAAACCUUCUUCCACAAGUGGUAAUACCGAUGCCACCACCACUGCUGCCAGCAGUAGCACCUCCACCUCCACUAGCAUACCUCCAGCAGCAUCUUCUGAAGAAUCUCCAGAAGCUCUUGAAGAAAGAUUGAAAAAAUUAACCAGUGCUGCACCAGUAAUGUUAUUCAUGAAAGGCUCUCCUUCUUCUCCUCAAUGUGGAUUUUCCCGUCAAUUGGUUGCUAUAUUAAGAGAACACCAAGUAAGAUUUGGGUUUUUCGAUAUCUUGAAAGAUGACUCGGUUAGACAAGGUUUGAAAAAUUUUAGUGAUUGGCCUACUUUCCCUCAAUUAUAUAUAAAUGGUGAAUUUCAAGGAGGUUUAGAUAUUAUUAAAGAGUCUAUUGAAGAAGAUACUGAAUUUUUCGAUAACGCCAUUAAAAAUACCGCCUAA
Hyphopichia burtonii NRRL Y-1933 is the source of this 924-nucleotide messenger RNA. RefSeq names its product monothiol glutaredoxin (gene GRX3). Bases 1 to 924 code for a protein of 307 amino acids. The transcript is spliced from 5 exons. Gene Ontology annotation, molecular function: 2 iron, 2 sulfur cluster binding. NCBI's taxonomy places the organism in Eukaryota, Fungi, Ascomycota, Pichiomycetes, Serinales, Debaryomycetaceae. The record is from RefSeq and is a predicted model, not a curated record.